Molecule: messenger RNA, 5842 nt
Organism: Falco peregrinus (peregrine falcon)
Lineage: Eukaryota; Metazoa; Chordata; Aves; Falconiformes; Falconidae
Gene: RAB23
Product: RAB23, member RAS oncogene family
Exons: 7
Coding region: 210-923 (237 amino acids)
Molecular function (GO): GTPase activity; GTP binding
Source: RefSeq, a predicted model, not a curated record
AUAUGCGUCCGGGUUGGGUCGGCCCCAGCGAGCGGUUUCCUCUCGCCUUCCCUCCUUCUCGCCUUCCCUCCUUCCCCCCUUCCCUGCCGCGCCGGCGCUGCGGUGGAGCGGCCGCCGUGCCCGCUGAGGGAGAGCCGCCCGCCCCGCUCCGGCGAGGGGCUGGAUCAAUAGUUUCCUGAAUAAGCCAGAGAGUCAUCUGAGACACAAAGAUGUUGGAAGAAGAUAUGGAAGUGGCCAUUAAGGUGGUAGUAGUAGGAAAUGGAGCUGUUGGGAAGUCCAGUAUGAUUCAGCGAUAUUGCAAGGGGAUUUUUACAAAAGACUACAAGAAAACUAUUGGUGUAGAUUUCCUGGAAAGACAAAUCCAAGUUAAUGAUGAAGAUGUCAGGCUAAUGUUAUGGGACACUGCAGGUCAAGAAGAAUUUGAUGCCAUAACUAAGGCCUACUAUAGAGGAGCCCAGGCUUGUGUUCUUGUGUUUUCUACAACUGAUAGAGAGUCCUUCAAAGCAAUCCCUACCUGGAAGGAAAAAGUUGUGACUGAAGUUGGAGACAUUCCCACAGUUCUUGUGCAGAAUAAGAUUGAUCUUCUUGAUGACUCUUGCAUAAAGAACGAAGAGGCAGAAGCACUGGCAAAAAAGCUGAAGUUAAGGUUCUACCGAGCAUCCGUGAAGGAAGACCUGAACGUAACUGAAGUUUUUAAGUAUUUGGCUGAUAAAUAUCUUCAAAGGCUCAAGCAACAAACAGCUGAAGAUCCAGAACCAGUACAUACAAGCAGUAACAAGAUUGGUGUUUUUAAUACAGCUGGUGGAAGUCACUCCAACCAAAAUUCUAGCACUCUUAAUGGUGGAGAUGUCAUCAACCUUAGACCGAACAAACAGAGGACCAAGAAAAACAGAAGCCCUUUUAGCAACUGCAGCAUACCUUAGACCACUUGUCAGAGGGGGAAAAAAGCAACCCAGUGAAUUGGAUGAAGUUGUGCAAUUGAAUGCAGAAUAAAGCCAGCUGUAGAGGUAUUUUCACCAGUGCUUUAGCAAAACUUGUGCCUGUGGGAUCCCUGUUAGAGGAUGGAUUUAUAUAAACUUGCUGAUGCAGUGGGUUUUGGUGUGUAGUGUGAGACACCUGGUGGCAAAACAGAACCGUGGCUGCCCUGUGCACUUUGUAAAAAUUAGGCAAGCUUCUCCUUUUUCAAGGAAUUAUUUACAGAGCUAUGAACUAGGUAUUUCUGAUUUGCAAAGCACAUUUAAUGUAAGGAUAAUACUUCCAAAUAUAGGUACAGACCAUAACACUAUGGCCCAAGGUAAAGUAGCAACCUUGCAACUACAUUUCAAGGAAAAUGUUAGAAUUGGUUAGUGAGGAAACUUAAGAUAAAUGAAGAGUGAAAAGAAGAGACUACCUUUUAUGCCCGACCGUAUUAAUGUGGAUUCUGGCAGUUCUGUCAGUGCAAUAUACUUGUAUUAUAUAUAUGAGUGCUAAGGUAUAUAUGUAAACGUUUGGUAUGAAUAUUUAGGCUAAAUUCCAGUGAUAUGUUACUUGGAGAUCAAUGCUAAUGAUCACAAAAUAGCAUCUUCCAAAAAAAAAAAAAAUUUCCGUUAACAAUGUUGCAUUUCAGGUGAGGCUUUCCCAGCUGCCACUGUGUCUGCUUAACUUGCUAUACUUUGGGCCUAAAAGUUUAGGUUUAAAAAUGUAUGGUGCCAAAAAUGCUCCUUCUUUUUACGUAAUGAUGUGCUACAGAAGUUUUUGUAAGUUUGUUUUUCUCAGUCUUAACAGAUCGAACAAGUAACAGUGUCUUUCACACUAAUAGCUAUUCAGAAGGAACAAAUAGUAUAAUCAUAUUCCUGUUCAAAUUUGAUUGUUGUAUCCUGUGUUGUCUAUGAAAAAGGAACUUGCAAAGUGGUGUCACAAAAUAUUAAUCUCUGGCAAAAUUUUUAAUAGGUUCUAUAAACUGAGUUAUGAAGGAUCCAAAAAAUGCAGCUGAUGGGUGAAUUACGUUAAUGGGACAUUCUUGAAUAUUGUCUCAAGAUUCAAAGUUAGCUGCUGGUCACAGAAGAUCUUAAUUCUGCAAGACCUGAGACGUGGCAAAAUUUUGUCAAAGUGCUCAAGUAAUUUUACAGAAUUGAUUUAGAUGUUUAGGAGACCAAAUCUAAAUUGAAGUUGUGUGGGCUUAGGCUCCUAAAUCACUAAGGUGCUUUUAAAAAUGCUGAGCAUGAUAUCUUUUUAUUUACCAAAAAUAAACACUUUUUAAUCCUCUACAAGAGCAUGCAUGCCUUUUAAAAAAAUACCCAUUUUGUUUACAUGGUUUUGUACGGUAUGAUAUAAUUUUAACUUUCUAGGAUUUCUACAACAAACCUGCGGUUGACAAAUGCAAAAUAUGCUGCUUGAAAAAAUUCAAAGUUUUAAUAGUUUUUUAAAUGGUGUAUGAAAAUGAAAAUGAGUUGAGUGAUCCUGUAUAUUUUUGGAGGAAGGACUUUUCACUGUGUGAAUCCAUGUAGGAAGCUUGACUUCGUUUCUAAGUCAGUGAGUAUGAAAACUGAAAUGUACUCUUCCCCUCGCCCCCCCCCCCCCCCCCCCCCCCCCCCAGUUUGCAGGGAGAGAAGUGGGUGGCAAGUUAUGCACAAACACUAAAGAUCGCUGAACUCUGUAUUACAUGUUUACUAUGUUAGACUUUCUACCAAGUACCGUUGUUUCCUUGACAAACUGUUAAAGCAUCUCCUGUUGCUGGCAAGAAGGCAGCCUUCAAGGCACUGAGUCCCCUUCGCUAGUGCAGCAAAACUGUGUUCUUCACCGUAAUGUUUCCUAUAUUUUCUCUUGGAUAAAGGCCUUUAUUUUUUAACUAGUGCAUUUAAUCACUGUAUGUAUGUAAAGAUGGAGUCAAGUCCUAUCUGUCUUAGCAAUUUAAGUAGUAAGGUACUUAGGAUAAGACUUAUGACUGUACAUCAUGGGGCCACCUUACAAAUUCAGGAUGUGGAAUAGAGUGUAUGCAUGAAGAAUUUUGAUAACUGUUUUUAAUAUGGAAACUCUUACAUUUCGUUGUCUGUCUGCCAGUUUCACAUUUUUUUUAUUCUUUUUUUCUUCAAAAGGAAACAAAACCACAAAGUGUCUGAAACAUCUUUUUUGCCUUGUUUGACUUUGUACAGAGUACUGAAAAAUGUCUUUAUUACCUGUAAUGACCAUUCGUACUAUGACAUGUUAUACCGUAGACCAGGGGUCCUCAAACUACAGCCCGCAGGCUGGAUACGGCCCCCCAGGGUCCUCAAUCCGGCCCCCGGUAUUUACACAACGCCCCCCCCCCCCCCCCCGCUGGGGGUUGUGGGGGGGAAACCAAGCAGCCGCAGAUGACUGCCUGCUACUUCAUCUGCGCGCCGGCCCCCUGCUUAAAAGGUUUGAGGACCCCUGCCGUAGACGUACUAUUGCGUAAGCCGUUUGCAUUUAAGGUCUGUCAUUAUAAACCACUGGUUUAAGGACUGAAAACUCAGUAGAAAUUUUCAUAGGUGGAGACUUGACAGACUUGCUGAAUUUAGGCUAUGUUGAAAUUUAGUAUACGUACUUUCAUGUAGGAAUAUAUAUUUGCAGCAUUGGGUAACAGUGAGUUUUCAUUUCAUUCCCAUCUUAAAACUAAAGUUGCUUUCUCUUUGUUGUGACUUUGCAGUGCUUGUUCUCCAGUGUGACUGAGGUGGAGAUUGUCCAAAUUAGCAUUUUUCUGGAGAGUGCUCUGCACGUACGUUGCUUGAAAAUUUAUUUUUUAUCCUACUGGGGUUAGUGUGUAGAUAUAAACCAGAUGACUUGCAUAUUGCAGGAAUCCUUAGGUAUGCACAUUGCUCUUCAGCGAGAGUAAUUUUUCUUUUGGAUGGAGAGACUUGCCUAAACGUUAAGCACUCAUAUUGUCCUUUGUGAAUAACUUUUAUUACAAACACUGCCCCAUUCUCCACUCAAAGUGUUCUCGUUGAAGUAUCGUGUGCUUUAGUUACCAAAACUUGCAGGUGUAGAGCUGAUAAUCACAAUGCCCUUCUCUGUGCGUCUGUGUGACAGAUCAGCACUCUGGAUCAGGAGCAACAGAUGUUCCUAUCACAAGCCACAAAAUGUUGUUCUGUGAGACUAAGCUAAUUGCACUCCUGUUUUAUCAGUUAUUAUCUCCUGAAUAGCUUGUUGGCUGUAUUAUCUGAAUCUUGCCAAAAUUCUUUGAUUUCACCUGAUAAUACUACCACUAGCAGGAAACUUCAGUAAUUGUUAAUGCCUUAGUGAAAUAAGCAUUCGCUAAGGAGUAUGACACUAAAGCAUCUGCCACUCCCCUGUUCUAUCCAUUCAGUGAAUGGGUAUCCUCCCAGUAAGUGGGGCAUCACUUGAUGCAAAGCGGUAAUGCUAGGGAUGUAUUUCCAACUGGAAAUAACAAAUCUCCAAGUUGUAAGACUGAUCACGCUAAGAUUUUUGUGCUUGUGUGUUGUGUGGUUAAUUAAAAAAAAAAAAAAUCAAUCCAUUUAAGACAGUUUGGGAGCUUUCUUAUUUUCAGUGUGUCUUAAGGCAAUGCUUAACCUUUUUUAGUCAAAAUGCCUGAAUUACCAUACUGUCAGUCUGAUUUCCUGUUUAAUUUUUUUAUGCUUCAGUAAAAUUUUUCUUUCCCCCUCCCACUGAGCUACAGCAUAUCACACGUAGUUUUUCUUUGCAUCACUUCUGUGGAUGUACAUUAUACUAAAGGGAAUUGAGCAGCGGAACACGUACUGCCUGGAGGUUAUGCAGGGGUACAUGCAGAAUACUCGCUGAACAUGCACUUUUGAACCUGUUAAUUCAUCUGUUCAAGUUGAUAGCUACUAGUUAAUAGCACAAUUAAUAAUUUGCACUGCAGAACCCUCUAGUGGGAUUUCAGUCAUACAGCAAACCAACAAGCAUGCUUCUUGGAUUCCGGUCAUGGUCCCUAAGCCCCUUACUGCUUUUCUAAAGAUAAUUAUCAACCCUUGGUUGAAGUUGCAGUACCCCGAAUGCUAAUUACAUAAACCAGGGAGCAAGCACGGUCCAACAAGCUUGCUUUCAUCAAACCUACCUUGCCAUCUUUUUGUAGGAAGCAACAGUUGUAUCUUUUCCUUAAUGCUCAAAUAGUAUUGAAAGAAGAAAGUAUUUACUCUGUUAACUAUGGCAUCCAAACAGGUAAUCAAAAUUGAAAAAAAUGCAGCAAUGCUUGCAUUUAAGAUGAAAGGUGCUAUAACAGAGUAAGAGAAACUUACAGAACACUUCACAUGGAACUGUUUGAAAGAGUCAUCUCAGAGCUGGCUCUGACAGGUGAGUCCUAGUACGGAACUAGACUCAUUCUCAGGUUUCUAGUAGUAGGGAAAUACUGAUGAAUAAUUUAUGGAGUGAGUGCUAUUUCUUCUGUCACAGAGAUAAAAGUGGUUCAGCGGAACUGAGUAAAGUUGGUCAAAAAAAGUAAAAAUUAAUGUGGAUCAGGAGAAAUACCACUCUCAUUGUGAAGAUAAAGAUGCAUCGUUACUAAUAAAUUGCUUACACGUGAACUUGCAAGUAAGAGUAUCUGAACAGUUGAAUCAGAUAAUGUACCUAAUUGUUCUUAUCACAGUCGUGAUCUCAAGUAAAUGUAAUAUAUUUUUAGAAAAAAAGUCAACAUAACUUAUCAUAAGUCCUCAAGUGGAAAAAUAAAUGUUUAAAACUAAAUAUUCUGUGUAUGCCAUUCCUGUAAAAUCCUGACAAAUUAAUUCUGCUGUUCUCUUGAAAAGUGACAUUAGUUGUGUCACGCAAUUUAAACGUGUUUGUUUGAUUACUGUUUGGUCUGAUACAAGUCACUACUUUUGUGGUUAUGUUAAAUUGUCGUUGUAUUAAAUUUCACAAAAUAGCUGUAACCCUG